GUGAGUGGAAGAUGACGUGGUGAAGUCAGUUAGCAUGGAGGCUAGGUGAACAGCUCCACUCUCAAACACAACGUUCGGAAAAGAUGGGAAAUUAUGGAGGUGUCUGUGGACCGGAGGACGUUCAAGCGCUGGUGGAAUGAUGGCUGUUAGUUUGUGUUAGUUGGACUUUUCCAGAAGAGUAACAGAUGAGUGAUGAGUCCCGCGUGUCCUGCCUGUGAAGCCCCUCAGUGUUAUAAAGCGUUGGUGGUUUGAGAGACGUCAGAGAUUGGUUUGUCUUAUCUGUGCGCGUCACGAUGUUCACCAAGCUGAAGAAGAAGAUCGCAGAGGAGGCGGCGACGGCCACGCCACGCCCCAGACGCCUGCCCCGCUCCUACAGCAAAGAGUCCAUCACUUCAGUGGGAGCCGACUCAGGAGACGACUUUGCGUCAGAUGGCAGCAGCUCCAGAGACGAUCUCCCCUCUCAGAUCCUUCGCCGGAACGAUCAGAUCCGAAAACUGGAGGCCAAACUGUCAGACUACGCUGAACAGCUUCGGCUAAUGCAGAAGACGAAGGAGAAGCUUGAGAUUGCAUUAGAGAAGCAUCAGGAUUCGUCGAUGCGGAAGCUGCAGGAGCAGAACGAAAACUUCCAGUCCAACAGAGCCAAGAUGGCAGAGGGCAUGGCCUUGGCACUGGAGAAAAAGGAUCAGGAGUGGAUGGAGAAGAUGGCCACGUUGGAGAAGGAGAAGUCCUCAUUAGCUGCCCGUCUGGAUCAGAGUCUGAGUCUCUUCCAGAAGAGAGACGAGCAGGACGAGCUCGAGGGCUUCCAAAUGCAGGAACUGGCCAAAGUCAAGCACAUGCUGUUGCGUAAGGAGGAGCAGCUGAGUCAGAGGGAGCGAGAGCUGAAGCUGAGAGGAGAGGAGCUGAACUCGGCCCGUGUCGCACUCGCUCACACUCAGGAUAAACUGUACGAGCUCGCCGAGGAGCACGAGGAAACCUGCAGCAUCAACGCGCAGCUACAAGCUCACAGAGACAAGCUGCUGAGUGAGAAGGAGGAGGCUGAGAGGAGGAUCACCGAUCUGGAGGCCAGAGAAGAAGAGCUGCAGCAGCUCAUCCGACAAGUCUCCGAGGAUUUCCAGAAGGCUCAGAGUGACGUGAGAUCUUUACGGAAGUCCAUGGCGUCUCUACAGUCUGAGCACGACGAGCUGAAACUGCAGUACGAGCAGCACAAGGGCAAGGCUGCCGUGACGGAGGAGGAGCGAGAGCGGCUGUUGGCUGAUCUUCAGGAGAAGGCGCUUUCUCUGGAGCGCAGGCUGGAGGCCAACUUGUCUCAGGACGAACAUCUACAGGAGCUGCUCAAGGAGAAAUCGUUAUUAGAGCAGAGGUUGGAGGAGGCCAGAGGAGAGCUCCUGGAGGAACGAACCAAUCACACAACAGCUGUGAGCUCACUAGAGGCACAGAUUUCCAGGUUGAACACUAACGUAUCUGAGCUCCAGACGCUUCUGAGACACAAAGACGACUCGUCCAGGUCGUACAGAGAGAGGACGGACGCACAGAUAGCUGAUCUGGAGCAGAGGUUGAGCGACUCCGCUGAGAGACUGAGGACUUUGGAGGAGCAGCUGGAGGAGAAAGAGAGACACAGAGAAAAACUGCAGGCGGAGUGGGCGGAGGAAAGGGAGAGGCUACAGCAGCAGGUCUCCACACAGAGGCAGAGAGGACUGGAGAAAACGGCCAAGCUGGAAGAGGAGAUCCUCGCAUUGCAGAGAGAGAGGGAGGCGGAGACCAGCUCGCAUCAGGACAACGUGAGGUUACUAGAGGAGCAGAAAGCCACCCUGAUGAAGGACAGAACUGACAUGGAGAACACGGUGGAGAAGCUCAGCUUAGAACUCGAGAACUCCAAAGCGGAGUUGAGCAGCAGACAGACGGUGAGCGUGGAGAUCGCUAAAGCUCUGGAAGAAACCCGGAAGCAGAGAGAGGAGCUCCAACAGCAGGUCAGCAAGAUGUCGGAGUCUGCGCAGAGGGCAGAGCAGGAGGUGUGUCUGCUUUCUGAGCAGGUGGGCGUGAAGGAGGCGGAGUUAAGCAGUCUAAGGGAAGAGCUGCAGGCGGUCCGCUCUGAUCUCUCCUCGCUGCAGGCGGAAUGUGAGAUGCUGCGUAUGGAGGCCGAGGAAAAAGACACUCAGAUCGAAUCCCUGCGCCAAGAGAUCAUCAUACACACUCAGCAAGCUGACGCACAUCAGUCUAAGGAGUGUGAGGUGCAGGGUGAGGUAGAAAGCAUCGCGACGCAGCUCCAGGAUGUGGAGGUGUGUGUGAGUGAACAGAACGGGAGCGUCACCGUGGCUGAUGUGGACGAGCUGCAGAAAGCUAACAAAGAGUUAGAACAACAACUUAGUGAGAAAAACAAGACGAUAAAACAGCUGCAGCAGAGAAUGACUGAGCUGAAGAGGACACUACAGAAAGAGCUGAAACUGAAGCCGGACGCUGAGGCAGAGAGUAAGGAGAAGCUCCAGGAAGGGAAGCCCAGCUCUGAGGCUCCAGUCCCAGCUGCUGCUCUGACUCCAGCGCCUGGCUCCAGUCAGGGCCCAGGCCUCGUACCGCACUCGUCCCAGACGAAGGUGACGAACAACUCGGACCUGACGGACACGCGGGAGAUCAACUUCGAGUACCUCAAACACGUCGUACUCAAGUUCAUGUCCUCGAGAGAGGCGGAGGCGUACCAGCUGAUCAGAGCCGUCUCCGUGCUGCUGCAUUUCACACGUGAAGAAGAAGACAUGCUCAAGCAGACGCUCGAGUACAAGAUGUCGUGGUUCGGCUCCAAGCCCACACCCAAAGGCAUCGUCCGGCCCUCCAUCUCAGGAACCGCAAACAGCUGGAUGUGAGAGGAAGAGAGAGCGAGAGAGACAGAGUGUGGAGUGAUGUGACAUGAUGUAGGCUCAAAAAAUAAAUAUUAAAAAUAAUAAUUGUUCCAGGCGUUCAUGAAGUGGAGGGACGUUCCGCAUGUUGGUCGUCUCUCCGAAAACGGAUCGUUCGUCCUCUUAUGGGGUUCUUUGAGGUUUUGGAUCAACCAGCUUCAUGGCUUUUUAAAUCUUUGGAGUCUUUCCUUUGAAGAGUUGCGGUAAAGUAGCUACGUCUAGCUACAUGGGGAUUGUAAAAAAAAAAAGAAGAAAAAUCUGAUUGUUUUUGCUUUUUUUUUUCCCUGAAGAGCAAAACGUUUGCACGAUUAACUUCAUAAUCAGAACAGAACAUUACUCGAACGCUUUCUAAUGAAGAGAUGCGUGCAUGGACUCUGACGCCGAAGAAGCAUCUUCCCUUUACCUGCCCUGUGUGUGUGUGUGUGUGUGUGUGUGU
Molecule: messenger RNA, 3321 nt
Organism: Neoarius graeffei (lesser salmon catfish)
Lineage: Eukaryota; Metazoa; Chordata; Actinopteri; Siluriformes; Ariidae
Gene: golga1
Product: golgin A1
Exons: 24
Coding region: 294-2852 (852 amino acids)
Cellular component (GO): Golgi apparatus
Source: RefSeq, a predicted model, not a curated record